Molecule: messenger RNA, 594 nt
Organism: Bipolaris oryzae ATCC 44560
Lineage: Eukaryota; Fungi; Ascomycota; Dothideomycetes; Pleosporales; Pleosporaceae
Exons: 4
Coding region: 1-594 (197 amino acids)
Source: RefSeq, a predicted model, not a curated record
AUGCCCAAGCCAAUAAGGGCGGUAGAGAAACGUCGCUUUACUCAAAUAACGCUGAAGGCCCUUCCUAUGGACCUCGGUUUGGCGCAAAACAGAACUAACUGGAAACAAAAAUCUACAAAGCCCAGCAAAGCGAAUCUAUUCUUCUUUCUACCCUCUGCGCAGCAGCAUAUAGUGCCGGUACCUCGUACCAAUGCCAAAACGGCAUGCCUCUCACACGAGCAAGAAGCCGUUCCCAAUCUCAACGAACAAACGAAAACAUGCAAUACGCGCGAGGACACCUUGAUGAACGAGCUCACUGAACAAAAAAACGAAGCGUGCAAAGCACGCGAGGACCUCUUGACAGCCCAGCCCAACAAAGCAAACGCCGAGUUACCUCUCAAGCAGCAACAGCAACAGCAACCCAAGUACGGCGCCAUGCUCGCCGAAGAAAAUCUACGCCGAGCGCACCAAUUCCAGUACCUAGGCUGCUACGUCGAAAGCAGAGAGCGCGCCAUCAACGGCAAAGUCACCACUGAUUCCGCGAUCACGAGGCAGAAAUGCAUGGCUUUCUGCGAGAAGGACCUCUACCAUGCUCUGGGGGGGGGGGAGCGGUAA